AGAAGAACAGCUGAUGGGACAGUCUCCCACAAGUCUGAGGAGCAUGGACAUGAAGUUCACGGCCACAGAUCAACGACCACCUCUGCUCAUGGUGAGGCGGAGGAGCACACACAAACAGACACUGGCAGAAAAGUUCCCAACAAGUCUGAGGGACACGAAUCUCCUGAUCAUAGAACGACUUCAUCUGAGCAUGAGGACAAAACAGUUCCCCACAUGUUUGACGGACACACGCAUGAAAUUCAUCACCACAAAACUACAACUUCAUCCGAGUUAUACGGAAGAAAAUGGCAAGAGGAGGUGGAUAAAGGAAGAGAAGUUUUUCAUAAGUCUGAUCAACCAGGACACGAGAAUCAUGAACACAAAACCACAAGUCCUUCAGAGCAUGAUCAGGAAGAGGCUGAGAGAAAAGUGGCUCACAGGUUUGAUAGUCAUGGACACAACAACACACAAACUGAGCACGAGCAUGAGGACCAUCCACAUAGAACAACUGAAACAAAAGAUUUCCAUAAGCCUGAAAAACACUUACAUGGAACUCAUGGCCACAAAACCUCAGAGCAUCAAAUCUCAGAUGAAUUUGAACACGUGACUCAUCAUGAAGAGGAAGAGCAUCUAGAGAGAGAGACAGGAAGAAAAGUCUCCCACAAGUCUGAUGGACACGUGCAUGAAACUCAUGGCCACAAAACAACAAUCUCAUCUGAGCACAGGCGAGACACAGAGGAGGGGGAGCAUGAAGACAAUGAAAGCACAAGUAACUAA
Molecule: messenger RNA, 756 nt
Organism: Nematolebias whitei (Rio pearlfish)
Lineage: Eukaryota; Metazoa; Chordata; Actinopteri; Cyprinodontiformes; Rivulidae
Product: histidine-rich glycoprotein-like
Exons: 9
Coding region: 214-756 (180 amino acids)
Source: RefSeq, a predicted model, not a curated record